Messenger RNA from Penicillium malachiteum, 1305 nucleotides. RefSeq lists its product as uncharacterized. Gene Ontology annotation, cellular component: fungal-type vacuole membrane. NCBI's taxonomy places the organism in Eukaryota, Fungi, Ascomycota, Eurotiomycetes, Eurotiales, Aspergillaceae. The record is from RefSeq and is a predicted model, not a curated record. The transcript has a single exon. Bases 1 to 1305 code for a protein of 434 amino acids. Gene Ontology annotation, biological process: transmembrane transport. Gene Ontology annotation, molecular function: transmembrane transporter activity.
AUGGCUUCUGAAACAGCUUCUGAAGACGGACCCGGACACAAUAGCAUCCACGACCCUAUCAAGGUCGAGGAGAACGCCCCGGCACCCCCUGCUGCUCCCGGGCCUCCUCCUGACGGUGGGACUGUUGCGUGGCUCCAAGUAGCGGCCGGUUUUAUGCUUUUCUUCAACACAUGGGGCAUGAUCAAUACUUUUGGAGUUUUCCAAACCUACUAUGAGAGUGGUGAACUUUUUACGGCCUCAUCAUCUGACAUCUCCUGGAUUGGUUCGAUUCAAUGUUUCCUCCUCCAGCUGACUGGGCUGAUUGCGGGCCCUCUCUACGACCGUGGUCAUCUUCGAUUGCUGCUUGUGACAGGUAGCUUCAUGGUUGUCUUUGGGCUUAUGAUGCUCUCACUAUGUAAGGAGUACUGGCAGGCUUUACUUGCCCAGGCUUUCUGCGUUGGCAUUGGAGGUGGAUUGCUCUUCACGCCAACUGUGUCUUUACUGCCUACAUACUUCAGCUCACGUAUUGGGCUCGCCGUCGGUAUUGCCUCGUCAGGAUCCUCCCUUGGUGGUGUCAUUUAUCCUACCGUGCUUUACAGGCUCCUAUUCAACAACAAAAUCAGCUUUCCUUGGGCUGUGCGCGUAAUUGGAUUGAUCGCGCUCGCCACAUUUAUCUUGCCUGUGCUUGUUAUGCGGGUCAGAGUCCAAGCGCCUAAGCCGCGUGCUAUCAUUGACUGGGCUGCUUUUACUGAUGGGCCAUACAUUGUGUUUUCACUUGGCUUGCUAAUUCUCUUCAUUGGCAAUGCGAUUCUGAUUUUCUACAUUUCCUUCUACUCGGAGAACAAAGGCUUCACCGAUACCGAGCUGGCUUUCUACCUAGUCGCAGUUUUCAAUGCAGCAUCGAUCCUUGGACGUAUUGCACCAAAUGCAUUAUCCGACCGCAUCGGAGUUUUCAACACAAUCGCACCUGUCUCAUUCCUCUUGGGAGUCGUUAUUCUAUGCCUACUCGGUGUUGUUAACAAGGCUGGAAUGAUCGUCGAAGCCAUUGUCACGGGAUUCUUCAGUGGUGUCGUCGUUGCACUACCACCAGUUUGCUUCCGAAUGCUUACUGAAAACAAAGCUAUGAUUGGCACUCGUGUUGGGCAGGGAUUUGCCAUUGGCGGCUUUGGUUUGUUAAUUGGCGGGCCAAGUGGCGGUGCUAUCCUAGGGUCUGAUGAUGACUGGACGGCCAUUUGGGUCUACGGAGGCGUGGCCGCAUGUGUUGCUGGAUUGAUCAUGAUGGUGGUCCGAGUGAUGAAGGCCGGUCUCAAGCCUGUCAAGGUGUGA